Molecule: messenger RNA, 1947 nt
Organism: Sphaeramia orbicularis (orbiculate cardinalfish)
Lineage: Eukaryota; Metazoa; Chordata; Actinopteri; Kurtiformes; Apogonidae
Gene: cnga4
Product: cyclic nucleotide gated channel subunit alpha 4
Exons: 6
Coding region: 16-1947 (643 amino acids)
Biological process (GO): monoatomic cation transmembrane transport
Cellular component (GO): intracellular cyclic nucleotide activated cation channel complex; plasma membrane
Molecular function (GO): cGMP binding; protein-containing complex binding; intracellularly cGMP-activated cation channel activity
Source: RefSeq, a predicted model, not a curated record
AUCUGGCUCCAGGUCAUGAUCUUCCCCAUUGUCUACAACUGGGUGAUCAUCAUUUUGAGGACAUGUUUCAGUGCCAUCGCCCUGAGUUACCUGCCAGUGUGGCUCACACUGGACUAUCUGUCAGACCUCAUGUAUGCGGUGGACAUGAUCAUCACCGUUCACACAGGUUACUUGGAUCAGGGCAUCCUCAUCACAGACCUUACUCAGCUAAAGAAGCGCUACCUCCACUCUAAACGCUUUUUGAAGGAGCUGGUUUCCUUGCUUCCAACUGAUUUCUUCUACUUUGUCUUUGGCAUCCAAACUCCGCUGGUGAGGGUUAACCGCCUUCUGCGUAUGUCACGGCUCGACGAGGCCCUGGAUCGUAUGGAGACGAGAACCUCUUACCCCAACACCUUUCGCAUCUCCAAGCUCAUGAUCUACAUCUUUGUGCUGAUCCAUUGGAAUGCCUGUCUCUACUUUGCGCUGUCAAGCUACAUUGGGUUUGGAAGCGACCACUGGGUUUACCCCAACAUCUCCAAUCCAGUGUUUGCAUCCAUGCGACGACAGUACAUUUACUGCUUCUGGUUCUCUGCCCAGAUUUUCACCACUGUAGGAGACACCCCACUCCCACGUAGGGAGGAGGAAUACCUGUUUAUGAUUGCAGACCUUCUCAUUGCUGUGCUGGUGUUUGCAUCAAUUGUUGGCAAUGUUGGAAAUGUCAUUUCUAGCCUGAGGGACCGUGAUAAUGUGUUCUUCCCGAACCACGAACUGGUGAAGGCCUACCUCCGUAGCCAUCACAUUAGCAAGGAGCUUCGACUGCGCAUUGACAACUGGUACCAGCAUCUUCACAUAAACAAGAAAAUCAUGCGAGAGAAUGAGAUCCUGCAACAGCUGCCCCUCCACCUGAGGACAGAGAUCGCAGUCAGCGUUCACCUGCCUACUCUCUCCAAAGUAACCAUUUUCCAGAGCUGUGAGACCAGUUUACUGGAGGAACUGGUGCUUAAACUAACACCUCAGGUGUUCAGUCCAGGAGAGUAUGUCUGUCGAAAGGGAGAUGUGGGCCAUGAAAUGUACAUCAUCAAAGAGGGAAAACUGGCGGUUGUAGCAGAUGAUGGAGUCACAGAAUUUGCUGUACUGAGUGAAGGAAAUUUCUUUGGGGAAAUAAGUAUCCUCAACAUUAAAGGUAACAAGUCAGGCAACCGUCGCACUGCCAACAUCCGAAGCAUCGGCUACUCAGACUUGUUCAGCUUGUCUAAAGAGGACCUGACAGAUGUGCUGUCUGAGUUCCCUGCAGCCAAACGGCACCUGGAGGAGAAGGGCAGACAGAUCCUCACUAAGAUGGGCAUGUUGGAGGAGAGUGGGGAGGGGGAGCAGGGGGAGGCCGAGAAAGUUGAAACCAAGAUAAACAGGCUGCAGAAAAAGCUGGAGGUCUUGCAAACCAAACUGGCCCGACUUAUGGUGGAGUUAGAGUCCAGCAACCGCAAGAUGCAGGCCAGGGUGGAGCAGCUGGAGUGGGAGGUGGCAGCGCUGGACACUGAGCUGCCGGAGACAGACGACAGGGAAGAUGGAGGGGAUGGGGGGGAGCACAGAAGAGGAGAAGGAGUUGGAGGGGAGGUUGAAUGGCAGCGAGAGGAAGCAGAGGGAGAGGAAGAGCAUGGUUCAGAUACAAAAGUAAAGAAACAAGGACAGGGGGAAGAUAACAGUAAUGAUGUAACCAAAGAGGGGGAUGGAGAGAGCACUAAAAGUACUAAAGAAAACCCGGAAAGUGAAGUGAAAGACGUGAAUGAAGAAGAAAAGAAAAGACAAGAUGAAGGAAGGAAAAACAAAGAAAAAGGGGAUGAUAGACCAGGGAAAGGGGAUGGAGCUGAGAUUGUACAUGAAGAGAAGAAAGAAGAGAAAAAUGGAGAGGACAAACAUGAUGAGAAGAAGGAAAAGGCUAAGGAAGGUUCAGACAAAAAGGACGAAUGA